Molecule: messenger RNA, 860 nt
Organism: Gavia stellata (red-throated loon)
Lineage: Eukaryota; Metazoa; Chordata; Aves; Gaviiformes; Gaviidae
Gene: ELOVL6
Product: ELOVL fatty acid elongase 6
Exons: 4
Coding region: 1-798 (265 amino acids)
Biological process (GO): fatty acid elongation, monounsaturated fatty acid; sphingolipid biosynthetic process; very long-chain fatty acid biosynthetic process
Cellular component (GO): endoplasmic reticulum membrane; endoplasmic reticulum
Molecular function (GO): fatty acid elongase activity
Source: RefSeq, a predicted model, not a curated record
AUGAACAUGUCAGUGUUGACUUUGCAGGAAUACGAAUUCGAGAAGCAGUUCAACGAGCAUGCGGCCAUCCAGUGGAUGCAGGAGAACUGGAAGAAAUCAUUCCUAUUUUCAGCUCUGUAUGCUGCCUUUAUAUUUGGUGGUCGGCACCUAAUGAACAAACGAGCAAAAUUUGAACUGAGGAAACCACUAGUGCUCUGGUCCCUGAGCCUUGCCGUCUUCAGUAUAUUCGGUGCUGUUCGAACUGGUGCUUAUAUGCUGUACAUUUUGAUGACCAAAGGCCUGAAGCAGUCAGUGUGUGACCAGAGUUUUUACAUUGGACCUGUCAGCAAAUUCUGGGCAUAUGCAUUUGUGCUAAGCAAAGCACCCGAACUAGGUGAUACAAUAUUCAUUAUUCUUAGGAAACAGAAGCUCAUCUUCUUACACUGGUACCAUCACAUUACUGUGUUACUUUAUUCUUGGUAUUCCUACAAGGACAUGGUGGCUGGCGGUGGCUGGUUCAUGACCAUGAACUAUGGAGUACACGCCGUUAUGUACUCUUACUAUGCCUUGCGGGCUGCUGGCUUCAGAGUCUCACGCAAGUUUGCCAUGUUCAUCACCUUGUCGCAGAUCACUCAGAUGUUGAUCGGUUGCGUGAUCAAUUACCUGGUCUUCUCCUGGAUGCAGCAUGGCCAGUGCCAUUCCCACGUGCAGAACAUCAUCUGGUCCUCUCUCAUGUACCUCAGCUACUUUGUGCUCUUCUGCCAUUUUUUCUUUGAGGCCUAUAUCGGCAAAACUGGAAAAGAAAGGAAGGUUGACUAGUGGUAGAACCGAGACAGAAGCCAUAGCUCAGGGUCAUCAAGAAAAACAAAAUUAUAAGAAAA